CCAUUUUUGCCAACGCCAGGCACCCCCAUACAGCCUUGGAAGACAUGGAAAUCGAGUUUUAUGAAUUACCUCGAUGUUAUUGAAGCGGAUCAGUAUUCGGCUAAGCGCAAACGUGCCUUACUUAUAAGCUUGCUUGGCCAGGAGGGCCAGCGAAUAGUAGCUACAUUUAACAUGGCAGGACCCGCCGUGAACGAGAACGUAACAGAGUUUGACGUUUUAUUAACGGCUCUUGACGGUUAUUUCGCUGCUGGUACGAACGUGGUCCUUGAGCGGAAAAAGUUUCACAGUCGUGUCCAGGCGCCCGGCGAAAGCGUACUGGAUUUCCUUGGAGCGCUCCGGCACCUCGGAUCGUUUUGCGACUAUGGUGACUCUCUUGACGAUCGAAUCGCGGAGAUGUUUUUGACGGGACUUAGAUCAUCGGAGGUACAGGAUCGGUUGAUCCGAGAGUCUGUGGGGGCUGCCGCACCGAGCCUCGAACGUGCUGUCUCCCUUGCACAACAGUUCGAGCAGACAUCUCGAGACUGCGAUAUGUACCAUCGAUUAGGAGCCGCAGUUCGUCGCUAA
Messenger RNA from Ixodes scapularis (black-legged tick), 564 nucleotides. RefSeq lists its product as uncharacterized. The annotation marks the transcript as partial. The transcript has 2 exons. The record is from RefSeq and is a predicted model, not a curated record. Lineage: Eukaryota; Metazoa; Arthropoda; Arachnida; Ixodida; Ixodidae.